This is a messenger RNA of Pleuronectes platessa (European plaice), 3858 nucleotides long. RefSeq names its product SH3-domain GRB2-like 1b (gene sh3gl1b). Gene Ontology annotation, molecular function: protein binding. Gene Ontology annotation, cellular component: cytoplasm; presynapse; glutamatergic synapse. Gene Ontology annotation, biological process: synaptic vesicle uncoating. Lineage: Eukaryota; Metazoa; Chordata; Actinopteri; Pleuronectiformes; Pleuronectidae. The coding region runs from base 284 to 1339 and encodes 351 amino acids. The record is from RefSeq and is a predicted model, not a curated record. The transcript has 9 exons.
UGUCAGUAGCGGUCGGUGUUUCCAGACAGUGUUGCUGAUAGCGGAGUGUUUCUGUUGUCCGUGGUUCGCCCCGUCGCCCCAGGAGACACACCGCGGGGGAGAGGCACCCUCGACGUGGACGUGGUCAGUUGGCGUGUCCCGACUUGGAGUGACGGCCGGGCGCUCCUAUGAUUCCUGCUACACAUCUCUGCCCCGCUCCCUGACUGACUGCUCCGCGGACCGUGCUCCUGUCGCUGACCCAUUUUACCACUUCGUCCGAGCUUGAGGGAAGCCGGGGCUCAAGAUGUCGGUGGCGGGCCUGAAGAAGCAGUUCUACAAAGCCAGCCAGAUGGUAAGUGAGAAAGUCGGAGGAGCAGAAGGAACUAAACUAGAUGAAGACUUCAGAGACUUGGAACGGAAAGUAGAUGUGACCAGUAAAGCAGUAGUGGAGGUCAUCUCCAAAACAUCAGAGUACCUUCAGCCCAACCCAGCAUCUCGGGCCAAACUGUCCAUGUUGAACACCAUGUCAAAGAUCCGUGGGCAGGUGAAGAACCCAGGUUAUCCUCAGGCUGAGGGGUUGUUAGGAGAGUGUAUGGGCAAAUAUGGACGGGAGCUGGGAGAGGAAACAAACUUUGGCGGAGCACUAGUAGACGUAGGAGAGGCCAUGAAGAGAAUGGCAGAAGUCAAAGACUCUCUAGACAUCGAUGUUAAGCAGAACUUCAUUGAUCCGUUGCAAGGGCUCUGUGACAAAGACCUCAGAGAGAUACAGCACCACCUCAAGAAGCUUGAGGGUCGUCGCCUGGACUAUGACUACAAGAAAAAGCGCCAGGGCAAGAUCCCAGAUGAGGAGGUCCGACAGGCCCUGGAGAAGUUUCACGAGUCAAAGGAAGUGGCCGAGACCAGCAUGUACAACUUGUUGGAGACUGAUAUCGAGCAGGUGAGCCAGCUCUCGUCUCUGGUGGAGUCUCAGCUGCAGUACCACAGACAGGCUGUUCAGGUGCUUGAUGAGCUUUCUGACAAACUCCGUGAAAGGAUGAAUGAGGCUCAGUCUCAACCGAGACGGGAAUACACACCUAAACCCAAACCUAUCUAUGACUUUGGAGAAGACAACCAUUCAAACGGCGGAUACUCAACAUCGAUGGCCCCUCCAUCCUCAUGUAAUUCAGCACCGGAGCAGCCGAGCUGUAAGGCGCUGUACGACUUUGAUCCGGAGAACGAGGGCGAGCUGGGCUUCCGCGAGGGCGACAUCAUAACCCUGACCAAUCAGAUCGACGAAAACUGGUACGAGGGCAUGCUGAACAGCCAGUCGGGGUUCUUCCCCCUCAACUAUGUCGACGUCCUCAUCCCGUUGCCACACUAAUACAAAGAGAGCGAGAGAGCUGAGAGGAGACCGGUGGAGAUGGAGAGAGCAAGUAGAAAUAGCAGAGAGGGAGGAAAGUCAAGCCAAGGGAAGAUCAUUUUCACCUUCAGCACCAGUGACCACAGACGAGCACUUUUUGUCAUCUUGUUCUGGGGGAAGCUGGUUCCAUUUCAGAGUCCAGAGAAGAAUUUCAACCCGUUUCACCCAAAGGUAAAAGGAUUUAGAGAUGGACAAGACACGUCAUCACUUUUUAUCCCAUAGUAGGAAAUAUUUACUGAUGAAACAUUUCUAAGCAAUACUUUUUUAAUUAACUACAAAUUACUGAUAUGAUAAAGAAAAUUGUGUUGAAUCUGAUGACUGGAAUGAUGCAUUUAUAUUAUUGUCUUUGUGCAACUGCAGUCUGUUUGAAACUCAGGUUGGUCACCAGUGUAAAAGUCCGUUUUCAGACUGGAGAGGCCCACUCCAACCUCACAGCUGAUUAAUAUGUUUGAUGUAACCUGACUGAAACUCAUUCACAUUUCAAAAUUGAGAAACGAUUAUCUUGUCUUUAAGGAGAUUUGGCCAGCGGCUCAUGCUGCCUCCUGUUGGCGUGACUUAGAAUUACUUUCACAUAAACUAAAAUGUGACUGCACAUGAACAUAAAUGUAGUUCUACCUGCAUCUAUAAAAAGAAAACUUUCCUAUUUUUAACGAGAAAGAUGAGUCUAAAUGUAUCUCAGAUUUGUGAGUCCGACAGUUUCCAGGUUGUGUUAAUGCUCGUUUUCUCACCUGUGCAUUGAUGAUGCUACAGUAGCGUCACAUCACAACAGGUUAUUUUCGUAUCAUUUCAGUAUUUGAUUUGAGGUUAGUCUCAGUUUACCACAGUAGUUUUUAAGAGUAGACCGACCGAUUAUGUGAGAAAACGUACUUGCACCUUGGUCCUCAGAUGAGAUUGAUGUGUGUGUGACAGACUUACCUUGCCGUUAUACAAUGACCCAAAGUUUUAAUGCAGACCUUGCACCUUUUUGUCACUUAAGGCGAGCGUGUGUAGAAUGAUUAGCCGUUCGUCUGCUAUUCUUUUUGAUAGAAAAGACAGAGCCAAAAAGUCUCUAUAAAAUGUUAUAGUAACCUAUCGCCUAGUGCGCUCGGAUAUUCUCAAGCAGCCAUUUAUUCAUGUAGUGUUGGGUCUGUUUGUGUUAUCAUGUUACGCCUUUUGUCUUUUGAGCCCUGUUGUAGGCACCUGUUUACUCCCUGCAGUGCCUGAUUAGACGACGCUGCUGGCAGCGACUCUCUCACUGAGAUUCUUCAACGAUUGUCCCUCUGUUUCUAUCUGCCCUCAUGUGUUUGAGAAUGUGAACCUUGUUUCUGCUUUGAAGCCGUGUGCGACCCCUGUUAUUCUGAUCACUGACGACUGCUUUGAUUUAUUUGUUAGUGUAAUGGGCUGAUUCAGACUGGUGUUUUAAUCUAUUAAGACAAGGCUGGUUUCUUGUUUUGGAUCGAGUCACAGUCGGCACAAGCCGCAUGUGGAGUCUAGUACACUGUACUGUAUGAGGGAAACACCUGGAGUGAAAGGGAAAACAUCAAGGGAAAAAUGAUAAUUGGUAUAAUUUGGAGAACCCUUGUUACCAAUUCAUCUUUACCAAACAUGUCUAAUCAGUCCGAUUGUCUUCAGGGGUAGUUUUAAUGAAUGAAAAAUACUAUUUGAAUGUGUCUGCUACAUUCCCCCUGUUAUUUGUGUUUGUCCCUCACUCCACGCUGCCAGACGUUAGUUUGGUCCUCAUCUACACAUGUUUACAUCUCUGAUCGUACAACAUUUCAUUGCUUGUAUCAAGUUCAGGGCAAAGUUAAAAGACUGUAGGAGGUGCUGCCUGGGUCACACUGUAAUAAAAAACAAGUCCUUGUUAGCUUUGUGUGAGUGCCUUUGGAAAAGAAAGGAGGGAAAAUACCGCAACUAAUACAGCAACCAAAACCUAACCUAGCUACUUAAAAAGACAAUGGUUGAGUUUCUUUUUUUUUUCUUCUACUUUUGGUUUUAUUUGUAGCCAUUGGCACUUUUCCUGUGUAAAGUUGAAAUGCAUGUGUGCACAUGUCUUGCACAUUUAUGACACUACAGCAGUUUCCUGAACAUGUUGUGUUGAGAUAAUGUGACGUUUUGUCCACAAACCACCAGUGGAAACAGCAUCCGUGUAGUUUAAACCUUGUGUGAAAAAAAAAAUAUCCCACUGAUUUCUUUUUUUUUAAAGGGCUAUGCAUUUGUUUGAUCUGUCUUAAAUACUCUUUUGAACAGUGUAAAAUCACUCUGGCUCUCUAUAGUAUUAUUUUUUUAUAUAUAAGACCGUUAAAACGUUUUAAAUUAAUCUCUGCAUGUAGUCCUAUGUUACACCUUGUAAGUGUAUGUCUUAGAUUUCAGUUUCCCUUUUACGUGAGUACAGAAUUUAACCGCAAUAUUUUGUCUUUUAUUAUCAAAGUAUUUGUACGUGCCUCCCCCCCCCCCCCCCCCCCAACUCCACCCAUUCUUACAAUAAACAAAAAGGAAAAAUG